This is a messenger RNA of Cervus elaphus (red deer), 1966 nucleotides long. It is a transcript of the gene DUSP22, whose product is annotated as dual specificity phosphatase 22. The transcript has 7 exons. Gene Ontology annotation, molecular function: protein tyrosine/serine/threonine phosphatase activity. The record is from RefSeq and is a predicted model, not a curated record. Lineage: Eukaryota; Metazoa; Chordata; Mammalia; Artiodactyla; Cervidae. Gene Ontology annotation, cellular component: cytosol. Gene Ontology annotation, biological process: transforming growth factor beta receptor signaling pathway; regulation of cell population proliferation; protein dephosphorylation. The coding region runs from base 457 to 1074 and encodes 205 amino acids.
CCCGGGCCUCCGAGGAGCCCCGGUCCCCUGGCCUGCCGCCGGGGAGCCGUAAUUCCGGAGGCCACAAGACCCCAAGAGUCUUGUCCCUGUAUCCGCCCCCCACCGCCCCCAUUAGACAAAUCGCUUUGCCCUGGCCCAGCCUCCAAGGAGUCGUGUUCACAAGUCCGGGGGACCGGCGUGACAGGCGCCCAGCUCACUGGGGGGCGGUGGGGAGGGGGGAACGUCGCGAACCCCUUCCCACAGGGGCGCCGGCGCCCCUGCCUGGCGGCCGGGAAGUCCAGGGGCGGAGGGCAGGCAGGAGCGGAGCGGUUGGACCCGCAGGGCGGCCGCGGGUCCCGCCGUUGGUCCGCGGGAGCGCGAUCCUCCCAGUCCGCCGGAGCGCGCUCCUCCCCGCCCGCCCCACAUGCCCUGACUGCGCCUGCCGCCGCGCCCCGGGCGCCAGACCGCGCGGCCGCCAUGGGGAAUGGGAUGAACAAGAUCCUGCCUGGCCUGUAUAUUGGCAACUUCAAAGAUGCCAGAGAUGCAGAGCAAUUGAGCAAGAACAAGGUGACGCACAUUCUGUCUGUGCACGACAGCGCCAGGCCGAUGCUGGAGGGGGUUAAAUACCUGUGCAUUCCAGCAGCGGAUUCACCAUCUCAAAACCUGACGCGACAUUUCAAAGAAAGUAUCAGAUUCAUCCAUGAGUGCCGCCUCCAGGGCGAGGGCUGCCUGGUUCACUGCCUGGCGGGCGUCUCCAGGAGCGUGACCCUGGUGGUCGCCUAUAUCAUGACGGUCACCGACUUCGGCUGGGAGGACGCCCUGCACACCGUGCGCGCAGGCAGGUCGUGUGCGAACCCCAACCUGGGCUUCCAGAGGCAGCUGCAGGAGUUUGAGGAGCUCCAGGUCCACCAGUUCCGCCAGUGGCUGCGGGAGGAGUAUGGAGAAAGCCCGCUGCGGGACGCCGAGGAGGCCAGGAGCAUUCUGGGUAAAUACAAGGAGCGGGGGCGUGCGGAGCCCCCGCCGGGCGCGCGGCGCUGGACUGGCCUCCGAGGCCCGCCCCCGCUGGCCUAUGGCAGCUACACCCCGGAGACUUAGCCGGCGCCUCGGACACCUUCCUUCCGGCUUCUAGUCGCUGCCUGGCCUGAGGACCGGAAGGGGGUGUCCAGUGGAUCCAGGCUCCUCUCGAGACCCCUCAGCCGCCCCCCCAGCUUCUGUGCUGCCAGACACUGCUGAUUGUCAUGCGCACCGCUGAGCCGGGGUGUGUGUGACACGGGUGUGGUGUGUGUGUGACACAGGUGUGUGUGUACACAGGUGUGGUGUGUGUGACACAGGUGUGGGCUGAGACACUGUGGACACAGGUGUGGGGUAUGUGUGUGUGACACAGGCGCGCUUGCACACAGGUGUGGGUGUGACACGGGUGUGUGUGUGCAUGGAUGUGUGUGACAUGGGUGUGUGCGUGUUGCGGUAUCAUCAUGAAGGCCACACUGCCCAGACUGAUCCCAUGGCCUCUCCGCGUCUGAGACCCACUGGGCAGCGUUGGGAGGUGACUGUAGAGAAGCUCUUCUCCAGAGCAGCCUGGGCCUGUGAGCAGACAGCGGGGAGACCCCUGUGGCCGUGGGGGCAGCCUCCUGAGGGUGGUUCUUGGGUGUGGAGGGGUGAGCAGGCCCCCCUCUUGCCAGCCCCGCUCAGCCCUGCCCUUCUCGGAGUCCCGCUUGGCCCUGUCCACCUGCAUUGGUGUUGUAUGGGGAGCACCCCAGACGCCCGCCCUCAGCUCCGGUCCAGCUCCUCCCUUCUGGCCUGCUGCCGUGCUCUUCCUGGGGCUCUUCGCAAGGCAUGCAUGCACCUUUGGGAUUUGGGAAGAAAGAGCAGUUACCAGGCCCUGUCAUGGGUUUAUGAAUAUGUUUAAAUGCCUGUGAACUCAUUAAGCACCUCUGUCUGCUGUGGAUGUAAGAUGAUCUCAGCUACCUCAUUAAAUGGUUUCUGAAAA